Messenger RNA from Cryptomeria japonica (Japanese cedar), 2445 nucleotides. RefSeq names its product DELLA protein GAI. Gene Ontology annotation, biological process: regulation of DNA-templated transcription. Gene Ontology annotation, molecular function: sequence-specific DNA binding; DNA-binding transcription factor activity. Gene Ontology annotation, cellular component: nucleus. The record is from RefSeq and is a predicted model, not a curated record. The coding region runs from base 174 to 2054 and encodes 626 amino acids. Lineage: Eukaryota; Viridiplantae; Streptophyta; Pinopsida; Cupressales; Cupressaceae. The transcript has a single exon.
UAUAGCUACCUAUUGUUUUCUUCUCUCCCUUCUGUAGGCUUGAUUGCAAUGGCCGUCCGUGUGGUUUCCAUUACCAAAGCUGAGAGGGAAAGGAAAUGGAAGUGGAGCAGCUCUUAAGCGGCAAGCACGGCUUUCAGAAGAGGGAAGAAGAAGAAUAAUUUGGCCUGGAAUUAAUGGAUCCUGGUUCUGGUUCUGGUGCAAGAGCCGGCCUGUGUUCGAAUCGCAUCAACGGUGCUCCUAUGUAUCCCUGUAAUGGUUCUGGUGGGAAGUUCGAAUCGGAGAUUGAUGGGCUGCUUGCAAACGCUGGGUAUACUGUCAGGGCCUCUGAGUUGGCUCAUGUAGCGCAGCGCCUGGAGCGGCUGGAAAGCGUUAUGGGAGCAGUUCAGGACCCUGGAUUGUCUCAUCUCGCAUCCGAGGCUGUUCAUUAUAAUCCUUCGGACUUGGCCGGAUGGAUCGAGUCCAUGCUCGGGGAGCUUAAUCCAGGUCUGCUCGAUGCCGGCGCCGUAUUCCGCUCACAGCCGCCCCCUCCCCCCGCCCCUGCUCCUGGUCCUGCCCCUGUUGCUGGUUCUGGUUCUGGUUCUGGUUCUGCCCCUUUUAGCGACAAUAGUCGACUUGUAGGUCACGCGCCUCUUUCCGAAAUGGAUAUGGACAUGGCGUUAAUGGCGGAUUACGGCGUUAAUGGGGGUUUGCAAUUCAAUGGUAACCCCCACCUUCCACGGGCUUUUACUGCUGAAGUGCCUGCUGCGGGUGUUUUCUCCUCUGUUGGCGAGCAGCAAAGGCGGGGCAUGCCCAAUCUGGUCUCAGCUAAACAUCAUCGGCUAGGGUUUCAAUCUGCCGCCUGCGAGGGCGACGAUGAGGGUUCGAGUGUGACGCAGUGGGGGCCCGUACAGCAGGUGCCGGCCGUGGUUAAUGGCGAUGAGGGCGCGCAGGAAUCGGGCAUUCGUCUUGUGCAUCUGCUCAUGGCCUGCGCUGAGGCGAUUCAGCGAAACGAUUUGAAGAUGGCAAGCAGCAUGGUGCAGGAGAUUCGAAUGAUGAUGAGAAACCCUAGUGGAGCGAUGGGGAAAGUGGCGUCGCACUUCGUGGAGGCCCUGGCGAGGCGGAUUUAUGGACUCAAUAGCCCCGAAUCGAGCGUUGGCCAGGCCGAUGCACAAUCCGAGCUUCUGUACCACCAUUUCUACGAGACCUGCCCUUAUUUGAAGUUCGCUCAUUUUACGGCUAACCAGGCGAUUCUGGAAGCGGUGGAAGGGCACGACAGAAUCCAUGUGAUCGACUUCAAUCUGAUGCAUGGAUUACAGUGGCCGGCGCUGAUCCAGGCACUGGCUCUCAGGGCCGGGGGCCCGCCCUUUCUCAGGCUCACCGGCAUCGGACCACGCCAGCCGGACGGCCGAGACGUCCUGCAAGAAAUAGGCAUGAAGCUUGCUCAGUUAGCCGAAUCGGUCAAUGUUGAGUUCGAUUUCAGAGGCGUAAUGGCCGAUAAGCUGGACGAUGUGAAACCCUGGAUGCUACAGCUCAGGGCCGGAGAAGUUAUUGCCGUCAAUUCCAUUUUCCAGCUUCAUCGUCUACUGUACAAUGACCCUUCCGGAUCGUCCCCCAUUGAUGCCGUGCUCAAGUCCGUGAGGAGCCUAAAGCCCAAAAUUGUGACAGUCGUUGAGCAGGAGGCCAAUAACAACGCUCCUUUGUUUCUGGACAGGUUCACGGAAGCUUUACACUAUUAUUCUACCAUGUUUGAUUCUCUCGAAGCUUGCAAUCUUCCACCUCACAGCACCGAGAAACUUCUGGCAGAAAUGUAUAUUGAGAAAGAGAUCUGCAACAUAGUGGCCUGCGAAGGCCCCUUCCGAGUAGAAAGACAUGAACCUCUUUCACAAUGGAGAAUGCGGCUUGGCAGCGCCGGCUUCAGGCCGGCACACUUGGGAUCCAACGCCUUCAAACAGGCCAGUAUGCUUUUGACCCUCUUCUCUGGCGAGGGCUUCACUGUAGAAGAAAAUAAUGGAUCUCUGACGCUCGGCUGGCACAGCCGACCUCUCAUCUCUGCCUCCGCGUGGCAAGGCAUUUAGGGUUUCCUCAAUUUGUCGAUCGAUCGAGCGAGCAUCAAAUUAAACCGCGCGCCCUUGCCAAAUUAAAGAUCGCGCGUAUUUAAUUCACAGAUGGCCUGGUCAGCAGACCAUCUGCCGCCUCGGAUCCUUUGAACUUGGGACAACAAAACUCAGAAAUUCAGUUCCUGAAUUUUCAUCUUUCCGCGGUGCCUGGUGUACAUUCUCUUCUGGUUUUUGCAUUUUGUUUUACAUUGAAUAGAAUAAUAAUUAUAUGCUGCGGCAUAGCUCUCUGAGAAAACAUUCAUGGUUAUGGCAGCCCACGGCUAGGGUUUCCACCUCUACUGUUUAAAUUCUCUUUCGAAAUUUACAUGUUUGAGCCAGCAGUCACCCAAAUAUUAUGAAUGUUUUUGUA